Brassicogethes aeneus is the source of this 444-nucleotide messenger RNA. The record is from the annotation of a GenBank genome assembly. Lineage: Eukaryota; Metazoa; Arthropoda; Insecta; Coleoptera; Nitidulidae.
AUGAUUUAUAUUGUAUUUACAUUUCGCAACCACCAUUACAUACAAGACAGAACAAACAAGAUUAAGUUGGUUGCCAGGCAAAUCAAAUACCUACAAAUAAAAAAAAUAAUGCCGAUUUACGAGAUUGAGGAAAUUCUAAAUAAAUACAAAAAAGAUGAGGAUCUUAUUGAACAAAAGAUAAAAGAAAAGAAUUUAGUUGGCGCCAUUGAAAAUAAUGAAAAAAAAACGGAAAUAUUGGGAAACACCGAAAUUUUAACAUCUCAGGAGGCAGUUGAAAGGAAUUCAAUGUUAUUAAAAGAACUUGAAACAGUGAAGGGAAAUUUAAGAUCCAAGGCAAUUUUUAGUCCUUCAGAGUUGCAGUGGGAAAAAAUUUGUAAAAAAUAUCAAGAAAAACCUGCUUUGCCUGUAAAAACUUGGAAGUGUCAUUUGCCAUAUUAUGUAUAA